UUGACUGUCGCCACGUUUGAACGCUAGCAGCGAAGUUUAUGAGUUGUUGUACUGUAGCCCGAGUCAGACUUGUAGUUUGUUUAGGAGGGGGUCCAUUCCCCUUCAUGAUAACACGAACCGGUGUUUGUGUUCUGGAGACGGGAAAGAGUCAGAGACCCACGUAGAAGCAGCGCUCAGCUUGCCAUCUGCUGUUUGAUUCACUGGUAGCUCGGGGUUGUGUGUGUGUGUGUGUGUGUGUGGUGCUGGUCGUUGUGACCAGCGUUACAUGUGGAGCAUGUGCGCGUGCUGGUUUUAGUUUACACACAGUGUGACGUUGCACAGCUUCAGCGAGGUUUGGAUUUUCUUCCAGAAACAUGCGUCUACUUGGUGGAAGUCUACUCCCAUAGUUUAGAUCUCACCGUAGAUAGGGCUCUAACGGACGUUUUUAUUUUUUCGGGGGCGAUGGGGGGAGUAAACGUAACCACCUCAUUGGUUUCUGAAGCAGAAUGCCUAUAAGGCGUUUCGGGGGUCACAGGUCUCUGGUCGCAUACUCUCGAAUUUCAACGCCGUCGUACGAUUACAAGAAAAUGAACGUCUCAAAGAGUGGCUACCGGGUCUUUUCCGCCAACUCCUCCACCGCGUGCACCGAGCUGGCCAAGAAGAUCACAGAACGCUUGGGUGUGGAGUUGGGCAAGUCAUUGGUUUAUCAAGAGUCAAAUGGAGAGACUCGAGUGGACGUGAAAGAGUCCGUCCGUGGACAAGACAUCUUCAUCAUUCAGACCAUUCCCAGAGCUGUGAACUCGGCCAUCAUGGAGCUUCUGAUCAUGGCCUACGCCUUGAAGACGUCCUGUGCUAAGAACAUCAUCGGGGUCAUUCCCUACUUCCCUUACAGCAAGCAGUGCAAGAUGAGGAAGAGAGGAUCCAUUGUCUGCAAGCUGCUAGCAUCCAUGUUGGCUAAAGCCGGGCUAACUCACAUCAUCACCAUGGACCUCCAUCAGAAAGAAAUCCAGGGCUUCUUCAGCUUCCCUGUUGACAACCUGAGGGCUUCCCCCUUCCUCAUCCAGUACAUCAAGGAAGAGAUCCCGGACUACAGGAAUGCCAUCAUUGUUGCAAAGUCCCCUUCAGCUGCCAAGAGAGCCCAGUCCUACGCUGAGAGGCUGCGACUCGGGCUGGCAGUGAUGCACGGGGAGGCCCAUCAUUCAGAACUGGACAUGGUCGAUGGACGACAAUCUCCCCCGUUCCCUACCCGCACCACCCAAGGACACACCGGCCUUGAGCUGCCAUUAAUGAUGGCAAAGGAGAAGCCCCCAAUCACAGUCGUUGGAGACGUCGGCGGCAAGAUCGCCAUCAUUGUUGAUGACAUCAUCGAUAAUGUGGAGGACUUUGUUGCAGCAGCAGAAAUCCUGAAGGAGAGAGGAGCCGACAAGAUCUACAUCAUGGCGACACACGGCCUGCUGUCUGCAGAUGCGCCCAGAAUAAUAGAGGAGUCUGCCAUCGAUGAGGUGGUGGUGACCAACACUGUGCCUCACGAUGUGCAGAAGCUCCAGUGUCCGAAAAUCAAAACUGUGGACGUCAGUAUGAUCCUGGCGGAGGCCAUCCGGAGGAUCCACAACGGAGAGUCCAUGGCGUAUCUGUUCCGCAACAUUGCUGUCGACGACUGAGGCGACACACACACACACACACACACACACACACACACACACACACACCCAACAAUAAACCUGUUGGUCCUGCAUGUCAGGAGAUUGGCUAUAUUCCCUCCAUGGUAAAUAUGAAGCAACUCGGAUUCAGCUUUAUUCCACUGUUUAUGCAUAAUGGGACCAUACAAGCUGUUUCACUCGUACUGUAUCUGCUUCCUACCAUCUUAAAACCACACAUGGCACAACACGAUGUAUCAUGUGCAGCUUCUCAGUACGCUGCAGAAUUUGGCAAAUAAAACAAUUCAUAUUUGGUGAA
Messenger RNA from Pseudoliparis swirei, 1935 nucleotides. Its product is annotated as phosphoribosyl pyrophosphate synthase-associated protein 1-like. The record is from RefSeq and is a predicted model, not a curated record. Bases 486 to 1640 code for a protein of 384 amino acids. Gene Ontology annotation, cellular component: ribose phosphate diphosphokinase complex; cytoplasm. NCBI's taxonomy places the organism in Eukaryota, Metazoa, Chordata, Actinopteri, Perciformes, Liparidae. The transcript is spliced from 10 exons. Gene Ontology annotation, molecular function: magnesium ion binding; ribose phosphate diphosphokinase activity. Gene Ontology annotation, biological process: 5-phosphoribose 1-diphosphate biosynthetic process; purine nucleotide biosynthetic process.